Molecule: messenger RNA, 1486 nt
Organism: Umbelopsis ramanniana AG
Lineage: Eukaryota; Fungi; Mucoromycota; Umbelopsidomycetes; Umbelopsidales; Umbelopsidaceae
Exons: 5
Coding region: 141-1412 (423 amino acids)
Biological process (GO): polyphosphate catabolic process
Cellular component (GO): fungal-type vacuole
Molecular function (GO): exopolyphosphatase activity; endopolyphosphatase activity
Source: RefSeq, a predicted model, not a curated record
CGCUCAUUGACUUCCCACUCCACAACAUGAUUAGCUCGUGAUGGGUUUUUUAUUUCACUAUAUAUUGUGCCUCGUUUGUUCCUUAACCUAAUUCAACAUUCUUUUCUUCACCACCACUUUCCUUUCAACUGGUCACAUAUAUGCGUCUUCUACAGAUCACAGCUGCGCUGGCUCUAUGCUCAACUUUUUCAGGCAAAAUUAAUGUCAUGGCAAAAUCUGGUACCUUUCUCCACGUUACAGAUAUCCAUUUGGAUGAGCACUACUUGGAGAAGUCCGAUCCUGCUACAAACUGCCAUCGAAAAGAUGGAGACAAAUCCAAAAACACUGCUGGACAUUUUGGAACACUAGGAAGCGACUGUGAUUCCCCAGUGUCACUGGUUGACUCUGUCUUUGAUUUUAUGAAAGGAGCUGCAUUCCAAGACGUUGAUUUCAUUGUCUAUACUGGAGAUACUGCUCGCCACGACCGAGAUUCUAAACUCAAGCGAACUGACUCAGACAUUUUAGCUGCCCAUAAGAAAGUUCUCUCUUAUUUUAGCAAGACAUUUGAUAUGAACAAGGUCACGCUCCUACCAACUCUCGGUAAUAACGAUAUGUUCGACCAUAACGCAAUGAACGUAGCCGAAAGCGAUAAGAAUUCUAUGAACAUUUUGGAAGACCUUAAGCAGCUCUGGAAGCCACUUGACCUCAACCUUACCUCGGAUUUCUCGAACGGUGGCUACUUUGUACAAAAUAUAGCCAAUGGCCCAUCCGUCAUUAGCUUGAACUCCAUGUACUUUUUUACAAGCAAUACAGAGGUUUCUGAUUGUGAUAAGGCAGGCUCGCCUGGUGCUGAGGAACUGGUCUGGCUUGAAGGACAAUUGCAAGAGGUACAACGUUCGAACAAGAAAGCGUACCUUAUGUCGCAUGUACCGCCUGUAGACAAGUCAGACAUCUUGUACAAAUCAAAAUGUUACUCGCAAUAUGUUAACUUGUUGGGAAAAUACUCUGAAGUUAUAGCAGCCCAUCUUACAGGGCAUACAAAUGACGAUAAUCUGGCCGUUUUGUACAAAAAUGGUAAAGAUUACAGCUUGACUGGACUGUCGAAGAAAGUGAACAUCGACUUCAAAACAAACGACAUUGUAGGUGUCCUUACAAACGCACCGUCCGUUCUUCCUCAAAACAACCCUGGCAUUCGUGUCUAUCAAUACGAUCAAUCGGACUACACUAUCUUGGGCUGGGACCAAUAUAGCACUGAUCUCAAAAAGGCCAACAAAAAUAAUCGCAUCACCUGGCAGAAGGAAUAUAGCUCUGGCCAGGUUUAUGGUGUUCAAAAACUGGAUGCCAGUGGAUGGCGUUCAGUGGUACAAAAGUUAAAGACAAGUAAGAAAGUAUUCAAUAAAUACAAGUCCUUUAUUAAAGUCGAGGGAAUUUGAAACAAAAAUUCCCUUGUAAGGACAUUUUAUGCCGAGUAAAGAUUUGGCGUUUCUAUGGUACAGGUUUAUGUGCG